Molecule: messenger RNA, 1065 nt
Organism: Raphanus sativus (radish)
Lineage: Eukaryota; Viridiplantae; Streptophyta; Magnoliopsida; Brassicales; Brassicaceae
Exons: 4
Coding region: 92-946 (284 amino acids)
Source: RefSeq, a predicted model, not a curated record
AAGUUUGAGGAGAUUAUCAUUUUAAGCCCUAAAAAGUGAAAAACAAUCUCUUGCAGGGAGAAGGGAGAAGGGAGAAGGGAGAAGGGAGAAGAUGUCGAGGCGAGAGAGCAGAGAUUCAGAGCCUAAACGAGAUCGUUCUAGAUUCGAUCGCGAAUCCAGCCCUAAGAGGUCUAGGAGAGAUGCACAACCUGAAGCUGAAGGAGUUCUUCUGAGUAAGAAGGAUUUUGAUGUUAGUACUGAGACAGAUAAGAAGCCACGCCAGUCCCUGAGAGAUCCUGCUCCACUCGAACCUGAUUCUCAGGGCUUGACAAAAGACGAUGACAAGAAGACGACCAAACGAGCUCCCCAUCUGUCAGAAGGACCUCGUUCUAGACCUUACCAUCAGCAGCAUGAUGAUCGUCGUACUACUGGGAGAGGAGACAGAAGGCCAACUCCUGAGAGAGGAUCUUGGAGAGGUUCGAGAGAUCAGAGCAAUCGUCGAGCUGGAGAUGAUCGUAGAGACCAAGACAAAAGCACUUGGCGACACGACAAGUUCCGUGAGGGUGACGACACCAAAGGAGCACUCUCUCGGAAACGCCCUGCCUUCAGGGAGAAGAAGAUUCCAGAGGAAUCUAGGAACGGCACAGACAGAACAAGAACUGAGGAGGCAAAAGACACGAAUCUAAACACUCGCAGACAGAACGAGAGAAACUGGAGGAGCAACAACAAUGAGAGACCGGCAAUGGGAAGAGACAGGGUGUGGAACAGAGACGAUGGAAGCAGACAGAGUUAUCGAGCUGAUAGAGAGGUGGGAUUCAACAGAAAUGGACGAAGUGGUUUUCAUGGAAGCUGGACAAAGGCUGAGAAGAAAUGGGACCAUGACUUGUACGAGGAGGCGAACAAGAGUCCUGGUAGAGCCAACGAGGAAGAACAGAUUGCAAAGGUCGAAGCUUUGUUGGCUUCUUAAAGCUAUUGCUUAUUGUUAUGUUUCUUGGUGUGGAUUUUGCAUCUAAUCUCUUUUAAUGUCUUAGUUUUGCAAGUGUAGAAGAUAAUCUCUGAGUUUAUAUAAUGAAAAACUUUGUUCUA